Messenger RNA from Aspergillus fischeri NRRL 181, 378 nucleotides. RefSeq lists its product as uncharacterized. The record is from RefSeq and is a predicted model, not a curated record. Bases 1 to 378 code for a protein of 125 amino acids. NCBI's taxonomy places the organism in Eukaryota, Fungi, Ascomycota, Eurotiomycetes, Eurotiales, Aspergillaceae. The transcript is spliced from 2 exons.
AUGUUUUCCUGCCCCCCAAACUUCCAAGAGAGGAUGAUACGGACCCCGAUAACAGAGAGCUUUCUGCUUGAGAAGCUUCUUGACGUGCUGGACAUUAUCAAAACUCACUUUCCAGGCGAUGAACUCAAGGUCAUUUGCUCCGUAGCAACUAUGGUUCGUCCUUUGAAAGACUCACAUACCACGUCCGGAUGUGUGAGCGAGGAUAGCCUUGAAGAAGCUUUGGCUCAGCUGCAGUCUGAAGGAGGGCAUGUCCUAAUCCAUGUGCGUGCCCAGAAUGUCACUCUUCUAAUGACAAACCACAACAACAAGGUCAACAUCAAGGCAUUUGAGCUCUCUCCACGCAAUGAGCCAGUGAUUAACACACUGGGCCAACUCUAA